Cyclocybe aegerita is the source of this 2304-nucleotide messenger RNA. The record is from the annotation of a GenBank genome assembly. NCBI's taxonomy places the organism in Eukaryota, Fungi, Basidiomycota, Agaricomycetes, Agaricales, Hemipholiotaceae.
AUGUCUGGCCUUUCUCCUGCGCGUCGCCUGGUAAACAAGACCUCCGACAUCACAGACUUCUUCCGCGGCCACUCUUCAAACCAGACCCAGAAUGACGCGAGCACACCCGGUAAUCCUACUCUGGAGGUCCCUCAUAGUGACAGCGAGGCAGUAAUGGGCAAGAAGAAAAUUACGCGUAUCCCACUGUUCGGCCGAUCCAGGAAGAAGUCAAAUCAGUCAGCAGCGUCGAGUCCUUUUACUGCAUCCCUCAGCGAGCGUGAAUCGGCGGAUUUGGGGGGACGGUCGAGUCGAGCGCCGAGUACGUCGACAGACCGACGACCGCCAGAGCCUUCGCCAGUCGUUGAGCCUCCUCCACUUCCAACCUCAAGCAAGGUUCCUUCCUCAUCACUUACUUCCAAGUUCGCCGCCCACUUCUCCCAUUCUCGAUCAUCGAAGGUGCCAGUAACCGCCCAAAUCAUUUCAGCACCCAUCCCGUCAUCUUCUCGUCAGGCCUCGGGGCUCACCCCACACAGUCCUCGGUCAGGCUCGUCCGACUCAGGUUCUUCAGGUGGUAGUAAAGCGCGAUCCACAACGCCGCGUCCCACGCAGCCUACAAUCACCGUCUCACUUUCUCCGGACAAUCCCGACGACUUGUUUACACGAUCGACUAGUACGACGGCAAAACGAGCAUCGGAUGUUGCGAAACCCCGCAUAAGGGACCGCAAUGCAGGCCAGACCUCAAGUACGCCUCCGACCCCUAGUACCUCGACUCCGGAACCAUCGAUAUACAGGCGUGGGCACACUCCUGCAUCCGCGAUAGCCGCUGCUGUACGCCAUCAGCACAAUCCCAGCAAUGGCAGUGACCGACCGCCAAGCACGUCGUCGAAGAACUCAAAUUCGAAUUCGAACUCGAGGAAAAACUCUGAUUCGGAUAAGAGUAAUGACAAGCACGAUGGAUCCUCUACUCCCCGACUAUCUGAACCUCGUGAAUCUCCUCGGCCUGCGGUACCUGAGAAAGAAAGAGGACUCCCUCCAUCUCUUCAGCGACGGGCUUCUGUGGCAACAGGGUCGGUCCAACCUUCGGAGAAUGGCUCAUCCAGUAUUCGCUCACGGAUGAAGCAACCGGCUCCUCCUGCCCGCACCAGACCGCCAUCGAUGCCCCUUCCACUCCCUCCUGCGCCAUCUACUCCCCCGCCAGAAGUUCCCGCUUCUCCUCGCAUUCCAUUUACGACGUCCAUCAGAGCAGAAACUCAAUCAACAUCACAGAAAGGGCACGCUCCACGUCAAAGAGCCCAUACCCUUGCUGGGUCGGUUGCUAACUCGUCUGCAGCUGCUCUCCCACCGUUGUCGCGACCAGGAACGACGGGGCCACUCGAGGUUCCCCCGGUCGUGGAAGGAGAAACUAUGGACGUCGACACAGCUUCAGUGGAGCAACUCCGGCACGCGCUGAAGACGCGCAACCGACAGUACGACGAGCUUGCCACUUACGUCCUCAAAGUGACCGAGGCACACGUUGCGGAAAUACUGGCCCUUGAGAAGAAGAUCCACGCGCUAAGCAAGGACGUCGCACGACGUGACACCGAGAUCAAAGGCUUGAAGUACAUGAUCAACGAUGAGGAGCCACCCAAGCGUACGAAGACUCUGCCUCCUGGACUAAACGUCUCCCCACGCCUUUCUCCCGCGGGUGUCAGGACCGCUGUCGUGGACUCUGAUCAAGAAGUCCACAACAGUCCACCAGCAGGUCCCUCUCGGCGAUUGUACUAUCAAAGUGAUUCGGGGACAGAGUCGCACGCCCACUCUGGUGCAGAGUCUAUCCGUGCUUCAGGUGCGUCAGGGUCGGAGUCAGUGUCAUCCUCUGUCCUGCGUGGCAAGAAGAUACGGCGGCCGUUCCAACUUGCUGAAUUUGGUGCUAACCUCACGCGUGCGGGCUCUGCGCGGCGCUCGUCCAAGCUCGGUCCAAGUAGUGCAGAAGAAGUGCCUUAUUCUAAGCGUACAUCCCUCAGCUCGACUUCGCCGUCGCCUUCAUCGUCAGCUUCUUCUCUUUUACCCCCGAGCCCGAGCAUCACCAUGUCCUCACUCUCUGCGAUACCCGAAGGGCCCCCUUCCUCUUUUUUGCGAUACGAAAGUUCCGACCAGCAAGAAGAACGACGGGCCCUGCGAGCCUCUAACCGCACUUCGAUGUCUUCCAUGACGUCGUCAUCCUCUACUGCUGCCAGCAGCAGUGCCUACUCCAUCAAGCGCAGUCGCCCGACGUCGAUCGCACAGGUGCUUGAGAAGUCUCCCAACAUGGAUGAUGUACUCGAAAAAUUGCGACCGUUCGCAUAA